Messenger RNA from Serendipita indica DSM 11827, 396 nucleotides. NCBI's taxonomy places the organism in Eukaryota, Fungi, Basidiomycota, Agaricomycetes, Sebacinales, Serendipitaceae. The record is from the annotation of a GenBank genome assembly.
AUGCGCCCUUUUAUCUUUGCCGUCAUCUUCACUUCUUCUGCUCUUCUGAGUUACGCGGCUCCGCUAUACGGCUCUGAACGCCUGAACACUUUGGUCGCUCGUCACUCCAGAACACCAAGUCACGAAGAACAGUAUCUCAAGCACAAGGAGCUUGGCGAGCACCAUAAUGCAAAAGCCAAUGAACAUACGACUCAGGCCCACUACCACCUCGGAAUGGCUGAUAGAUUCCAUGCAAUUGGGAAUACCGAAGGCCAUCAGUCGCACCUCUCGGAAGCAAUGAGGCACCACGAUCGUGUCGCAGAACACACGCAGAAAGCAGUGGAGCAUGGAAAGGAAAUGAAAUACCAUGGCAAGAAAGCUGGAAUAUUGCAUAGGAGCAUUGAGGAGCUGGACUAG